ACCUCCUCGAAGGACGAUAUGAAGAGUUUUUUUGUUAUUGUUCACCAAAGUCACACAAAGUUUUCCGCUGCGAUCGCGGUAGUAAUUAAGGUUGCUGCACAUGUCGGUCGCAUGUGCAGAUAAUUGUGUGUACAUGUACUAGCGGUUUGGUCGGCCAAUUGUUCUUCCCGCUAUUUUUGCGACCAUUAAAAUAGAUUCGAAUCCAUAGCCCAUUAAAAUUAGACAGAUAUAUUUAAGUUUAUAAUGCAAAUGUUGCCAUGUGCAAUGAUGUUUUUCCCAUGGAUAUUUUUAUCUGUCAUGGGUAAUGGAGAAUUUAUUAACGAAUGGCUGGUGGAAAUUCCUGGUGGAUUGGACGUGGCGCAGCAAGUGGCGAAAGAACAUGGAUUUAUCGUUGUCAAAGAGCUACCGGAACUUCCGAAAGUGUUUCAGUUUAAAAGACUGGACAACACCUCCCACACCAAUGAUACUUUUUGUACACUCGGCGAUUCCAGAAGCAGUUCCAAUACGACGCUAAACUGCACCUCGCUAUCGGCUACUUCCGUACACCGAUCUAAACGAAAAGUUCCGGAUAGUAAUCCCAUUGCAGCAAAACUGGUCAAUAAACCGGCUAGCAAUUUGGAACGCGACACUCGGAUUAAAUGGGCAGAACAGCAAAAAGUUCUCGUGCGUACCAAGCGAGACUACCAGGACACCCCAAAAUUAUUUUUUAUCGACGAUAACGAUAAUGCAUUUUCCAUAUCGUCCACCGACACCAGAUCGGUUUCUCUUCCUGCAUCCAAUUCGGCACCAGACGCCGAAGCAUUCAAUGAUCCACUGUGGGCUACGCAGUGGUACCUACACCAGCCAUCCAGUAAAUCAGCGGAUCGUAAUAUGAGAGCAUUGCAAGAUUCUUCGCCAAUCAGUCUGCAAGUUGCGCCGGUCUGGCAAAAAGAAAUCACCGGCAAAGGCGUUGUAGUUACAAUUCUGGAUGAUGGUUUGGAAAGUAAUCAUAGCGAUCUCGCCGUCAAUUACGAUGCGGAAGCCAGUACCAACAUUAACGGCAACAAUCGGAAUCCAACCCCACGAUAUGAGAAUCCCGAAGACACGCACCACGGGACACGAUGCGCCGGCGAAGUGGCCAUGCAAGCCAACAACAACGUCUGCGGUGUUGGAAUAGCAUAUGAUGCACGUAUUGGUGGCGUUCGUAUGCUAGACGGAACGGUGACGGACCGCGUGGAAGCCGAGUCGUUUUCUUUCAACAACGAUUACAUCGACAUCUACAGCUCAUCCUGGGGACCGAGUGAUAACGGGCGCACUGUCGAAAAACCCGGGUCAAUGGCCGCGAGGGCAUUGGAGAAAGGCGUAAAAGAAGGACGCCAGGGAAAAGGCUCUCUUUACGUGUGGGCGUCCGGGAAUGGCGGGAUUAAUGGCGAUUCUUGCGCCUAUGACGGUUAUGCAUCCAAUAUCAAUACCUUAAGCGUCGGUAGCACCACGGAAUACGGUCAUGUGCCCAUCUACGCUGAGCAGUGCCCGUCAACAAUGGCGUGCACUUGUUCCAGUGGAUCAUACUUCGAAGGAAAGAUUGUCAGCACCGAUUUAUUAAACCGGUGCACGUCCAGUCACACCGGAACGUCCGCUUCCGCUCCGCUAGCAGCUGCUAUCGUUGCAUUACUCCUGGAAGCGAAUAAUAAUCUGACAUGGAGAGAUGUAAAACACCUCGUAGCAUGGACGGCUAAUCCGUUUCCGCUAUUGCAUACUCCAGGCUGGUACGUCAAUGGAGUGGGCAUGUUAGUGCAUCCCAUUUUCGGGUUCGGCUUAAUGGAUGCAGCCAAAUUAGUACAAGCAGGACAACUGUGGGAAACUGUACCGGAAAAGACCAAGUGUGCCAUUCGUAAAGCCGGUAUAGAGAAUGCCCUGUUUUCUCACAACGAAAGCCUUGUUGUACCGGUGACAACUCGAGCCUGCCGGAACACUGUAAAUGAGAUUCGGUAUCUGGAACACGUGGAAGUGAUUGUAUCGUUAUCGCAUCUCCGACGAGGCGUGGUGCAGAUAUACUUGGAAAGUCCAAUGGGAACGCGAACCCUCAUCGCACCGAAACGUCGAAAUGACUUGUCUACUAACGGAUUCGUUGAGUGGCCUUUUCUUUCCGUUCAUAACUGGGGAGAGAAUCCGUAUGGGACGUGGAAAGUAACCUUCGAGAGUCAGGGCAACAACUCACAACUUUUUGGAGCUCUGCAAUCUCUGAAAGUCGUUUUCCAUGGAACCAAAGAGGAACCGAAAUCAACAGGCGUAGUACGGGAGAUGCGAAGGCAGCAAACAUCAGAUGCUCUGCAACAAGCUGAUAAGGAGCCUUCCUAACAGUUAGGAUAACGAACCAAUAACACUUCCGAUUUUUCAGUAUUCCAGAUAAAAUAUUGUUUCUGUUUGUUUAUUUUUACUGUAAUUUAUUCUGAAUUUGCCACUGUUCCCGGGCUUUCGAUUGUUUUGCCAGAUUCCGUCCGCUGGGAGAAUAUUAUAGACGAUAAUUAAGGAAGUAGAUUAUUUACAGUUAGCUGUUGACUAGGCGGCGGCAGCUGAGUGUGUAAUGUGUAAAAUAAACUCAA
Messenger RNA from Paramacrobiotus metropolitanus, 2582 nucleotides. Its product is annotated as neuroendocrine convertase 1-like. Bases 244 to 2337 code for a protein of 697 amino acids. The transcript is spliced from 13 exons. Gene Ontology annotation, cellular component: trans-Golgi network; Golgi membrane. The record is from RefSeq and is a predicted model, not a curated record. NCBI's taxonomy places the organism in Eukaryota, Metazoa, Tardigrada, Eutardigrada, Parachela, Macrobiotidae. Gene Ontology annotation, biological process: protein processing. Gene Ontology annotation, molecular function: serine-type endopeptidase activity.